Molecule: messenger RNA, 2030 nt
Organism: Megalops cyprinoides (Indo-Pacific tarpon)
Lineage: Eukaryota; Metazoa; Chordata; Actinopteri; Elopiformes; Megalopidae
Gene: ears2
Product: glutamyl-tRNA synthetase 2, mitochondrial
Exons: 9
Coding region: 200-1906 (568 amino acids)
Biological process (GO): glutamyl-tRNA aminoacylation
Molecular function (GO): tRNA binding; zinc ion binding; glutamate-tRNA ligase activity
Source: RefSeq, a predicted model, not a curated record
UUUAAACGUUUACUUGCUGAUCCAGGAUCAGCAAUUUCGCCUAAAAACGUUCCAGGACUUUGCUAUGCAGCUGUGCUGUUUCAACUGGAGCACGUCUAUUGCGUACAAUAUGUAGCCGAGUUGGUUAGCUAGCGCACCAUUGUCCGUAGACACAUGUAAGACAACUAUAUAUUCACAGCUGGACGGUGCUAACGUAAGCAUGUACUUAGCGCUGGUUCUAAGAUGUAGUCGACGAUUUUGUCAUUUUGCUGAAAAAUCCCGCGAGCAAUGUUGCUACAUGAUAUGUGGCAGGCAGCACAUCUCAGAAUUUAUGAUUAUCGACCAAAAACAAACUCGUGGAUUCAAGACUUCUCCAGUCACCUGGAAUAGUUACUUUCACAAAAAGACAGACGUAAUUACUCACGGGCUACAGAGAAGACAUGCUUCGUCUGAAGGCAACAAUGUAAGAGUGAGGUUUGCUCCAAGUCCAACAGGUUUUCUGCACCUGGGAGGACUGCGGACUGCGCUGUACAACUUCAUUUUUGCCAAGAAACAUGGCGGCACCUUCAUUUUGAGGAUGGAGGACACUGAUCAGAGCCGUCUUGUCCCAGGUGCAGCAGAUGGGAUAGAGGAUAUGCUGGAAUGGGCUGGAAUACCUCCUGACGAAAGUCCACGGACAGGGGGUGAUUUUGGUCCUUAUCAACAGUCACAGAGACUGCAUAUGUACAGCCAAGCGGCUCAGAUAUUAGUGGACAAAGGUGCAGCCUAUCACUGCUUCUGCAGCCCACAGAGACUAGAGUUAUUGAAGAAAGAAGCCCUCCGGAGCAGGCAGACACCUCGGUACGAUAACAGGUGCAGGCACCUGCGUCCAGACCAGGUGGCGGAGAAGUUGGGCCAAGGGCAACCUCAUGUGAUCCGUUUCCGCCUGCAGGAGGGUGUGGCGCCUUUUGAGGACAUGGUGUUUGGCUGGAACAGGCAUGAGGUGGCUGCAGUAGAGGGGGAUCCCGUCAUCAUGAAAGCUGAUGGUUUCCCUACAUACCACCUGGCCAAUGUGGUGGAUGACCAUCACAUGCAGAUCAGCCACGUGCUGAGGGGCACAGAAUGGCUCAUCUCCACCUCUAAACACCUGCUCAUGUACAGGGCCUUUGGGUGGACUCCGCCCACCUUUGGACAUCUUCCUCUCCUGCUGAAUAAGGAUGGCAGCAAGCUCUCCAAGCGCCAGGGUGACAUCUUCAUAGAGCACUUCGCCAAAGCAGGAUCCUUGCCUGAAGCUCUGCUUGAUAUCAUAACAAACUGUGGGUCAGGAUUCACAAACAAUCGUGCAGGGAGGAAUCUGGAUGAACUGAUUUCAGAAUUUGAAGCCUCAAGAAUAACAACCCAUUCUGCACUUCUAGAUCUGGAGAAACUGCCUGAGUUUAAUAGGAUUCAUUUAAUGCAGAGAAUUAAUGAUGAGGAGAAAUGUGGCUCUCUGGUGAAGGAUUUGCAGGGCCUCAUCGAGGAGACAUAUGGGUCACACAUCCAGGAGAGCGAUGUCCUGCACAGCGAGUACAUCAAAUGUGUCCUCCACCUUCGAAAGGGUCACAUACAUCGUCUCCAAGACCUGGUGACUCCUGCAUACUCCUACCUGUGGGUGAGACCCUCUGUUCCUCGAGGACAGCUAGAGGGAGUCUCCUCUGAAGCUGAUACUAUUAUCACCCUUGUGCUGGAGUUGAUUCAGAGGCAUAGCAAAGAGUUCACUACUGAAUCCCUUAAUGUGGAGUUGAAAGGACUGGCAAAAAAGAUGAAGUCAACAAAAUACAGUGGAAUAAUGAAAUUUCUACGUUUAGCUCUGAGUGGCCAACAGCAAGGACCAAGUGUGGCUGAAAUGAUGGUGUCUUUGGGACCUCAUGAAAUUUGCCAUCGUUUACAGAAACUGCUACAACAGUGACUGAAAACCUGAUAAUGUUCUUUUCCAUGAUAAUCAGAAUUUAAUGACAAUGGUUUAGCUGGCAUUCUCUUAACAAUCCCACUAGAAUGGCAAGGAUUAUUUACAGCUUGAAAAGGAUUUUUUU